AGGGGGCGAUAUCCACACUGAGAAGGAUUUGUAAUGCGCAGAUAAACCCAAAGAAAAAGAGACAAAGAGUGUGGCUGAAAAGUAAAAGAAGCCACACGUUUAGCAAGAGAAUUUGAUGCCAGUGGGAGAAUCCUUACUUUCUUGUUUGAUCACAGAAGAUGUCUUCACUCCUCAAGGUGGACAGUGAAAUUAAAACCAAGGUUGAUGCUUUCAGGGAACGUAUCACAGCAGAAGCAGAGGACUUAGUUGCAAAUUUUUUCCCGAAGAAGUUACUGGAACUCGAUCACUUCCUCAAGGACCCCAGCAUAAACAUCAGUGAGCUGAAAGAGAUUCACUCGGAGAUUAACCUGACCGUACCGGACCCCAUCCUGAUCUCAAACCUCCACGACGGGCUGGAAGGGCAAAAUGCCAAGAAAAGAAAACUGGAAGAUGGAGGUGAAGAUGCCAUGGUGACUGGCACUAAGGUCUUCGUCAUGCCGGGUGGGAUGAUGAAGUGCAAUGGAAACCUUGUUGAGCUCAUCGAAAAGGUCAAGCCAGAGAUCAGGACACUCAUAGAGAAAUGCAACACAGUGAAAAUGUGGGUUCAGCUUCUCAUCCCCAGGAUAGAGGAUGGAAACAACUUCGGCGUAUCAAUCCAGGAGGAGACAGUAGCUGAACUCAGAACCGUUGAAGGAGAGGCGGCGUCUUAUCUCGACCAGAUAUCAAGAUACUACAUCACAAGGGCAAAGCUGGUUUCCAAAAUAGCUAAAUAUCCGCAUGUGGAGGACUAUCGGCGCACAGUUACAGAAAUUGACGAGAAGGAGUACAUCAGUCUGAAGAUCAUAGUUUCAGAGCUCAGAAAUCAAUAUGUAACGUUACACGACAUGAUCCUGAAGAACAUUGAGAAGAUCAAGAGGCCUCGAAGCAGUAACAGUGACGCAUUGUACUGAUAUUGAUCCAGCCAUCUGAGCCUCCACCUCUGGUCCCCAUCUAUUACUGGUUUGUCUGUAGGACGACCAGACAUUCAUCAACUUCAAUACAAUCAUCCAAGCCCUCUAUUGAAUUCAUAGUAUUGUAGAUGGACACAUGCUCUUACUUUUUUUGUUUCGUUUUAAAUUGUAAUUUUUUUUGUUUGUUUUAAACCCUUAAAAUUCUCUCAGAAAAUGAGGAAAUUAAUUGUAAAGCAAUGUUUUUCAAUUUUAAUUAAACAUGUUGUCUUCAGAACCUUGUGACAUUUCGUUUGUAGCUCUCAAAUACUCAGCAGUGCUUUGUGGCUUUUUUUGGUCCCCUGCAGGAUCUAAAGAUUGAUCAUAUAUAGUAAAUGAAAGACAUAAGCUGUAUUUUUGUUUUUUUUUUUGUUGUCGUUGCUCUGAAUGUUAUACAUUAUACUUUGUAGUUGUGAUGGGAAAAAUUAGAGAAUAAGUUUUAGAUCGAUGGGCUUAAUGGUUUUCAGUGAAAAUGCUUAAGUCACCAGACCGUCUCAUUAUGGGGCAUUGAUGCUAAUGAAUAAAAUGCGUUUUUAUAAGA
Molecule: messenger RNA, 1506 nt
Organism: Gambusia affinis (western mosquitofish)
Lineage: Eukaryota; Metazoa; Chordata; Actinopteri; Cyprinodontiformes; Poeciliidae
Gene: psme3
Product: proteasome activator subunit 3
Exons: 10
Coding region: 159-929 (256 amino acids)
Biological process (GO): regulation of proteasomal protein catabolic process; positive regulation of endopeptidase activity; regulation of G1/S transition of mitotic cell cycle
Cellular component (GO): proteasome activator complex; cytoplasm; nucleoplasm
Molecular function (GO): endopeptidase activator activity
Source: RefSeq, a predicted model, not a curated record